GUUGCAGCUGUCACUCGUAGAUGUCGUUUGGCGUGAACCUAACCUUAAAUAACUUGGUUGCAGGAGUAAAAAUUAGAAAAUAUGUAACACAAUUAGUUUAAUUCUAAAUAAUGCAGGUUGAUGAUUUGUUUUUAAGUGAAAAAGUGGUUUGUUAUUGGGGAUAAGAUGUCGAAAACCAAAUUAACUAGUGCUAAAUCAGAGUUACCACGGAUGUUAUUCUACAUAUGCAUUGUGAUAUUUUCACUAAAACUAUCCAUAUUAACUGUUAUAAAUCUGCACUGGGAGGAGCAUAUUUCCUACCCAAGGGGUAGCAUAUUGUUUGUGUUAGGGCUUUUCUUUUUUACACAUCUCUAUUUUGCUAUAAAUGCCGCCUUCACUGGUACCAAUUGCGGUAGAAAGAUUGUCAAGUCUUUCAACCUCAACAACAGUGAUAUACUGGAGAUAAGUAAUAAGCAAGUCUCAGCCGUGCAAGCGAUUUUUUGUUGCGUGACAGGGGCGACGUGUAGCUUGUACUCAUGUCGUCGAAACAUUUUGCGCACUUCGCACUACAUUUCAGAGGCGUACGCAUGGUUUGGCGCAGCGUACUUUUUCUACGACAUAUGGUCGAUGUACCGCGUGCACAGGGCCAAAGUGGAGAGCAAAGCCUACGUUAAGGAAAACGGGAAUAUCAGGAAAAGGGAGGAAAAUUUGCCGGAAAAAAUUGUCGGCUACUUGAGAACUAACGGGGUGAUCGUUGGGCAUCACUUGUUCGUGGGGAUUUUUGCAUUCCUCGUUAUAACGCAUUUAAGAGGAGGGUUUGGAGACUGCUUUUUCGGUUUUGUAUACCUAAUGGAAGCUAGUACUCCUUUCGUUUCAAUCCGCGGUAUACUGUCGAAAAUUGGGAUGAAAGAUUCGUCGCUGUACGUUUACAACGGCAUCAUAAUGCUGGUGACGUUCUUCCUAUGCAGGGUUGCCAUGUUUCCAUACGUUUUGUACGCUUAUGGUCAAGUGAUUGGCUUGGAUUUUAUUUCGACGAUCCUGUCACUACCGAGGGGUUGCCAAAUUUCCAUCGCAAUCUUGCUUUUGCCUCAAGUGUACUGGUUUUGGUUGAUGCUCAAAGGAGCGACGAAAAUAGUGACUAACAGUGGUAAAAAAAUUAGUCAAAAAGAGGGGCUGGAAAGCGAAUUGAAAAAUCAGGAAAAAAUACAGUGACCAAUAUAAUAAUACCUACUAGGAAAAUAUGAAUGUAUUUAUUAUAAAAAAAGAUACUUAUAAAGAAAACAAAUCUUUUUAUAAAUUCUUUUUAUCGCCAAAACACAAUGUAUUUUUUGAUAAAUUAUUACCUACUGUACAAUAAACAAGAACCUUUAAUGAUUUUGUCUACAAACUGAAAAACUCGUCUAUCUCGUUUCCUAUUCGUUGGACAAAAAGUUUUUGUUUCAAAAUGUUUUUGUCAGGCCAAUAAAAAACGAAAUAAAACUUUUUUCUUAAGUGGGGAAGCAGACAUUUGACAUUUUAUGUAAGUCAAAAUAUUCUUGCUGUUGUACCCUUAAGUCACGUUUUUGCUAUAAAUGUUGUAUCUAUGUACCUAAAUUUGACUGAUUUUUAUAAACAGUUAAUUCAAAAAUAUUUCACCUCCUUGUAUGUAUGACAUUAAGAUUUUUUUUGAUGCAUGAUUUUAUUGUUGAAAAAUAAAUUAUUUAUAUAAUAUCAG
Messenger RNA from Brassicogethes aeneus, 1693 nucleotides. The record is from the annotation of a GenBank genome assembly. NCBI's taxonomy places the organism in Eukaryota, Metazoa, Arthropoda, Insecta, Coleoptera, Nitidulidae.